UCACAGCGCGCCACCCGGUGAGUCGAAUCUUAAACCACGUGGUGCUGAAAGUCAUUCGAACGCUGACAUGAGAAUAGCUAAGGCUUUCAGGUACAAAGGCUGAUAACAUCGUCCAUUGUGCUUUUGUCGAAAAUGAACAGUGUGGGAGAAGAGUGCACGGAACUAAAACGAGACUAUGACAUGUGCUUUAACCGUUGGUUCGCAGAAAAAUUCUUGAAAGGAGACCGGAGCGGCGACCCGUGUACCGAGGUUUUCAAGAAGUAUCAGCUGUGUGUGCAGAAAGCCAUUAAAGAUAAAGAUAUCCCUAUUGAUGGCGUGGAGUUCAUGGGACCCAAUAAGGAGAAGACAGACAGCUGAAUGGGAAGGCCGUCGUGACUAAGUUGCUUCUGCAUAGGUUAACGUGUCUUUUGGGUGGCAUUAAUUUAUCGUGAAAAGUGAGUGACAACCUACCCGAGACCAUCAUUUUGGAGGAUUCCACUAGCUUUGAUUGUCAUGGUUUUUCAAAUGUACAAGUGAUGGAUGUCCAACCGAGAGGGGAUAUAUUUUCUCAUCUUCCAGUACUUCGUGGACUUUGACGGUAAAUUGUUAGACUGCAGAUAAUCUCUGUGCCCGGAUGAGGAGUGAGCCGUGAACGCGACGCAGGGGUACACAGGAGAGCUUUGCAGCAUCAAACCACCAUCCACUAGACACCACUAGACUAAGCGACUCCUGCGAGAGUCGUCCUUUUACAUACUUUUCCAAGGUAAAUUGUGUGAUUAAAUUGCUUACAACUCAA
Molecule: messenger RNA, 775 nt
Organism: Brienomyrus brachyistius
Lineage: Eukaryota; Metazoa; Chordata; Actinopteri; Osteoglossiformes; Mormyridae
Gene: triap1
Product: TP53 regulated inhibitor of apoptosis 1
Exons: 2
Coding region: 133-357 (74 amino acids)
Source: RefSeq, a predicted model, not a curated record